CCCAGGCCAAGGGCACGGUAGUCGGUGGUCGGCCGGCUCCGCGGGAAGCCGGGCCAGCGGCGCGAGCCUGGGGACCGCGUCCGACCCGGGAAGCUGCGUCUGUGACAUCGGGCAGAACGGGUUGCACUGAACCCUCAAGUAUGCCAGGCGCCGGCCAGCGGCAGGGCAGGGCGGGCCGGGCGCACCCGGGGCGCUGCGGCAGGUAGGCGCCGCUGGCCGCGCAGUCCUGGGCGCUGCGGAGCCCCCACCUCGCCCRCCCGGUCGCUGUCACUCCCGGGAGCGCGGGACAGAUCCCAGCCAAGGAAGCCCCCUGCGCCCAAAGAUUUUAUCCCAUUUUGGAGAUGAAGAAAAUGAGGCCCCAAGCAGCUGAGUGACUUUCCCCAGGACACACACUAAGGGCUUUGAUGGCAUGCUCAGGCCCAGAGCUGAAAGAGGAAUAAAUUCCAAGUGGCCGAGGCUGUGUCCUCUGGGGCCCAGGACUUGCUCGCGAGUGACUUGGCCGUGAGCCCCACACMGCCCAGCACCAUGGAGAGAGUCAUCACCUUCUUCCACUCCAUCUGGGACAUCGUGGUGACCAAGCACCAGGAGGGCAUCUUCAACACCGUCUGCCUGGCCAUCCUCCUGGGGCUGCCUCUCGUCGUGGUUCUCACGCUCAUCUUCAUCUGCUGCCACUGCUGCUGGAGCCGGCCAGGCAGGAGCAGACCGCAGCCCGCGCAGAACAAGAGGAAGAAGAAGAAGAAGGAUGAAGAAGACCUCUGGAUCUCGGUCCAGCCCAAGCUUCUCCAGAUGGAGAAGAGGCCAUCGCUGCCUGUCUAGCUCCCUCUGGGGCCGAGCCUCCUCCCGUCCCCACAGAGACUAGGGAGCAGGAAUCCCUGGAGAGACACACUCCUGUCCCCAGACUACCUACUCCACCAGGGAACCAAUCUCAGACUCAGUGUCCCCAYGGAGGGCACUCCCCGGGGAGCACAUGGACGUGUCUUGCUCUGUCUUGGCCACUAUGUGUCCAGUAGCCAUGCCUCUGACGGCGACCCAAGCAUGCAUUCCACCUGCYUCUGCACACCCCAUACCCCAAAGCACCAAGAACGUGAGUCUGUCCAUCUYGACAUAGCUUCCCCGUGUACCCACACACCAUCACCCGGGCAGAUUCAGGCAACGGCGCAAGGGCAAGUCUAUUCUGCUCAUCUGAUGCUGUCGACUGUGUGCUCCAGGCCAGCAGCGCAUUACACACACUUGCAGAAAUGCCUGGUGGGCAGGCGUGGCUAGACUCAGGCACUUAGACACAGUUGUGCAGCCAGGCAAGGCCCCCACGCACUGUCUGCUCCGUAUUUCAGUCAGGUUGGAGACGUUGCCUCCCUAUUCCUGUACSUACGCUGCCUUUCACUGGAGAGUCUGGCAACCUGGUACUGCCCCUAUUCCAGUGCAGACUGACACAGACACACCAAGUUCCUGUGCUUCUGACCCCUCACCUGUGCCCCUGUAAAGUCUGAUGAUCAAAAUUCACUGAAAGCUCUUUUCUCACAACAUUGUUCUCGUUGCCACUGAUGGUAUUCAGUGUGGGCCAAGACCUCUCGGGCACACUACCCCAUAACCACUCAGUAAGGUGCCCUUUUCCAAGCAAAAACAAACAGCUCUUGGCRGUGACUGCUAGAAAACUAUGGAAACCCCUCAUCCACUUCAGUGGGCUCCAAGUGUAUACCUGUGCAAUUAUGUUUUCCAGAUGGAAAUGUUAGAUGCUACAACUGAGUGAGGUAUCCUCUUUCUACCAAAGAUUUUCAGUAAGAAAGGAAUUAAGACAAUCACAGCACCAUCUCCAAGAAUGCACACAGGGAAUGAUUUCAUAUGGUUGUAAGGAGUGCACGUGUGGUGCAGGAGRGACCCAGAAGUAGCAACUGAAAUGAAAGUAGGAUGUAGCUAUAAAGAAGUUUAUUAAUAUUUAUCUUGAAGCUCAGGCAAGUACCUUGCACACAGUAGGUACUCAUAACUGUAGUUUCUGUUUGAUACAUGGUGACAUUAUGGGUAAACUCUGAUACCUCACCAAUUCCCCCCAAGUGACCUUGUAAGAGAGCCCACUAACUGCUGCAAUGGCUAGAACUAGGUAUUGGGUUCCAUAGGAGACUACAUGCAGAGCUAAGGGGCAAGAGGAUGCUCGCGCCCCAAGGGAUGUGAGGACAUGCAAGCUAGGUCCCCAAUGAGUUGAGCAGGCUCCUCCCCACCAGGCUGAGGUUGGGAGGCACAGUUAAUCUACCAUAUGAUGAACUGGUUGGCAUUUUGAUUGCAUAUGACCAUAUUACAAAGAUGGAUCAUUCCCAAUCUGGGAGCAGGUUGUACUCUAACAAUUCAUUUGCAGAUCUUCUAGGGAGCACUCUUGAAAUAUUUUCCCAUGGAAGCUGUUCUAGACAGUGGCAAAAUCACUGCCUAAUAGCACAGCUAAACUAUGACAUUUAGAAAAAAAAACAACAUUUAAAUUCAUCAAGGCUGUGUGAAUGGAGAAAUGUACUCAAKUUGCUUACUUGGGCUACCUGGUACUCACUUGCCUUCCAGGUACACUCCGGGUCCAAGGAGGGUGGGCAUCUGGUGGUGACCAGGGUCUAGGACAGAACUCUGUGAACCUAACUUAGGCCUGCUUAUGUGUCCAACCAGUCAUGUUUGCCCUGGGGUGAGAUUCCUUAGCGACUCAGGCCUCCACUCUUAAACCCCUUUGACCCAGAAAAAAAAGCACUUUCUGAUUCUGUGUCCCCUUGUCACUUGGAGAACUUGUUAUAGAGCAUCUGGCUGUCUCCUGCGUGUCCCAGGAUGGCCAGUCAUCUCCACACACCACAUGCCUCCCRUGUCCUCUGCUGCCCACCAGGACCAGCUGGCCUUCCCAUCCCCAGCUCUCAGUCCCCCUAACGAAGAYGACUUGGGAGAGACAUGGAGACCGGCAGAGACAUGGGUGUCAGGAUCUGGGGGCAUGGGUCAACAGCAUCAGGGACCACAUGAGUAACAUGGUUUCCAUGGCAACUGGCCACCAAAUUGAAUUAAGACAGCAGUCAGUUGGCUGCUGUGACAAGGCUUCUGUCCCUAGGCACAGGACCCCUGCCAUCUCCUCAACGCACGGACUUUCUCYCACUCUGGACGUGAAACACCCAGAAACUCACAUCUCAAUUGUCUCCAAAGCCCAAGACGCAGAAGACUCCACCUGGAGGGGGCUUGUCUGUUCCUCUCCCGGCCUCCCCACAGCCUCAUGGUGCCUAGGCCUGUGCUGGAAGCRUGCCAGGCCCUCAGAUUGUUGGACAAAUGGAAGCUCAGAAGGGCCAAGGGAACCUUCYGUCACGUCCUCUCCCCCGGUCCUGGCCUCUCCUGUGCCCCUCCUAGUCCCUCUUCUCCCUGCGCCCGUGGUUCAGCCGUCUACUCCCUCCAUCCCAGCCUCUGUCCCAGAACCACCUCUGGCAACCACUGGGACCUCGGGACUCCUGUCCACAUGGCUCAUCUGGGGAGGUGAGGUUAAUGGGGGACAAAACGAGGAUCUGUAAAGAAGAGGCCUCAACCAGCACAGGCUAGGAGAGAGGGUCCCCRGGCCCAGAGUUCUGACAGCCUCAGCCAGGCCCAGACAGGGUCAGAGGAGAGAGGCCCGCCAUUGCUCAGAGUCGCUGUUUGUUUGCAUUUCUGGGUGGGGAGGGAAAGGAAAAGGACAGUGUAGAGAAAGGAAAUUCCCCUUUCCAAGAAGAAUAUAAAUGAUCAAAGCUGUAUAAUAUUUUUCAGUAAAAUUCAA
Molecule: messenger RNA, 3751 nt
Organism: Urocitellus parryii (Arctic ground squirrel)
Lineage: Eukaryota; Metazoa; Chordata; Mammalia; Rodentia; Sciuridae
Product: KIAA0040 ortholog
Source: RefSeq, a predicted model, not a curated record